AUGAGCAGAGAGGAAGCGGAGGAAAGUUCAGGCGCUAUUCAUGGCUGGGGUUUCACUCCAACUGGAGAUCCUCCUCCUGUUUCUGUCGCAUCGAACGGUCAAACUAAAUCUAAAUGUCUACCUGAAAUAAUUUCUAAGGGCUGGAAAAGGUCAACGCUAUACGGAAUUUUACUUUUCUUGAUGAUUCUCAUUUUUUUGAAUAUAGCCUUAACACUGUGGAUAGUUAGUGCACUACGUUUAAGUAUGAAAGGUAUCGGUCCUAUAAAAAUAAUAAAGGAUGGAAUUCAGCUUGAGGGACAAGCUUGGAUCUUAGACAACUUGGUGGCCUCCACAAUAACAUCACAGAUCGCUCAACCCAUCACUCUACACUCAUUCCGCAAUUUCACCGUUCUUGUCUCAGAGCCAAAUCACGGGGAAAUUGCGAAAAUGUUUAUAAAAAGGAACAAUAUUGAAUACAGUGGAAAAAAGUUUGAAGUACAUGACGCUAAAGGUGCAAAUGUUUUCCACGCGUCACGUGAAGAAGUACGUGUAUUUGCUGACGCAUUUGCCGUAGACGGUGAAGGCGGACUCACUGUGAAUAGUGCAAUUCAAGCACCGCUUAUUCGAGCACCGCCAAGCUCUAAAUUGCAAUUGGAAUCUCUGACUAGACGACUAGAUUUAAGAGCGCCACAAUCCAUUUACCUCGAGAGUAGAGCUGGUGGCAUUGAAAUCACGGCACACAGUAAUAUUCAUCUAGAUUCUAUAGUAGGAGCUAUCAAAAUCGAUGCUCCGAAUAUAGUAAUCGACAACUUGAAGAUAGCCAAUAGAACGAUCAAACCUCAAAAAUAUAACAGAGCUAACAAAGUAUAUCAACUUUGCGCAUGUGCGUCAGGAAAACUUUUUCUAGCCACACCAGACGCUUUAUGCACCAUACCUGAAAAUGACACGGAACUGUGUCGAUAA
This is a messenger RNA of Parnassius apollo (apollo), 942 nucleotides long. Lineage: Eukaryota; Metazoa; Arthropoda; Insecta; Lepidoptera; Papilionidae. The record is from the annotation of a GenBank genome assembly.